AUGUCCGUAUCCGGCGACCUCUCAACGUUGAUGUGGAUCGGGGGGUUUGCCGGUCUGGUGACGAAAGAGGCAUCAGAGACGACAGAGUCAGCAGAACCCAAUGGCCAGACAGCGCCGCCGUUGGCAGUUCAUGGGGCUGACUCCGGUCCCGACUUGCAAGACACCAGCGGCAUCGAUUAA
Messenger RNA from Colletotrichum spaethianum, 180 nucleotides. RefSeq lists its product as uncharacterized. The transcript is spliced from 2 exons. NCBI's taxonomy places the organism in Eukaryota, Fungi, Ascomycota, Sordariomycetes, Glomerellales, Glomerellaceae. Bases 1 to 180 code for a protein of 59 amino acids. The record is from RefSeq and is a predicted model, not a curated record.